Aspergillus uvarum CBS 121591 is the source of this 5066-nucleotide messenger RNA. RefSeq names its product FG-nucleoporin NUP159. Lineage: Eukaryota; Fungi; Ascomycota; Eurotiomycetes; Eurotiales; Aspergillaceae. Gene Ontology annotation, cellular component: nuclear pore. The transcript has 3 exons. The record is from RefSeq and is a predicted model, not a curated record. The coding region runs from base 287 to 4837 and encodes 1516 amino acids. Gene Ontology annotation, biological process: RNA export from nucleus; protein import into nucleus. Gene Ontology annotation, molecular function: protein binding; structural constituent of nuclear pore.
CUUCCCUGUCCUUCGCCCGUGUUAUCUCUGACUUGAAACUGUACCCCCUUGUCUGGGACUUGAGGGUCUCCACCGAUCUGUGGCACUUGUUUUCUUUCCAUCUUUCACCGAGGGGAGGUGACCACGAUUUUCGCGCGCACUUGGAAGCUCUUCAAUCGGAGUCCUCCAACUCCAGCGCCGCUCCUUUUCAGCUUCACCGCAGAGUCCUUCCGCUACUCAUGCUCCCAAGCGACUCUUACUAGGCGAUAACCCGCGUGCUCUUUCGAACGAGUACAACCGAUAUAGAAUGGCUUUCAACUUUGGAGCAUCGAACCCCGCCGGGGGUAGUGCUCCCCCCGAGCUGGGGCCCGAGCUUCCGGAGGGUACUGCUGAGGACGUCGGCUUCAAAGGCGUCGAGGGCGAUUGCAACGUCCAGAUUCUACCCACCCCAUGGCCCGAAAACGCUCUCCCAGCCCCUACAUGUUCGCUCCUGGCCGUUGCGCCGACCAAAGGCAUAAUUGUUGCUGCUGGACCCAACGUCCUCUCCGUCGCCUCUUCGGAAUCCAUCAGAGCCGCCAUAUCCGCACCCACCGAGGGCAAAGUCAAAACCAAGCCUUUCCAGCCGCAAGCGACCAUCCCCCUCCCUGCACGUCCCACACAUGUCACCUUUGCCUCAAACGAUACCGCCCUUCUGCUGGCCACGGAGAAUGGCGCGCAACUGUCAGUAUUUGACACCUCGAGCCUGACGUCGGGGAAUGCACAGCCGGCACUGUCGAUUCCUACCAAUGGAACCACUUUUCGCACCAUUGCGGCCAACCCGGCGCCGGAAUUCUCGUCCCUUGUUGCGCUGGUGACGACGGGCGGUGAUCUUCUGGUAGCGGACUUGAAAGCGGGCAACUUUGUCUCGGGCCCGAAUGGUCAAGUGCUGAAGAGCGGAGUCAGCUCGGUCUGUUGGAGUAACAAGGGUAAACAGCUUGUGGCCGGCCUUGCAGACUGCACGGGCUUCCAGAUGGCCCCGGAUGGCACGCAAAAGGAUGUGAUCCCGCGCCCGCCUGAUCUUGAGGGUGAUUGUCACGUUUCGUCCAUUGCUUGGUUGGAGAAUGAUAUCUUCCUUGUGGUAUACACGCCAAACGCACUAGAGGAUGACAUGGGCCAGAAUCCUCCUUCGUCAUACUAUAUCAUCACACGACGGAAACAAGCGCCUUUCUUGAUUCAGAAAUUGCCUGAGUUGUGCAUGCCCUUUGGGGUCAAGCGCACCCCGGCCUUUCAGUUCAUUGGACGCUUGCGUGACUACAAGCCUCACUUGAAGGAUGUCCUCAUUGUGUCUUCAACGGCAUCCACCGAUGUGGGCCUCAUCACCAGAGCGGACCAGCCAUUGGUUAAGAUGGAUAUGGACACCACUGGACUCUUUGUCACAACUGAAGUGUCAGAUGAUACAAAAAGAGCAACUGUGCCACUCAAGGAAUCUACUGAUGAAACUACAGUUAUCGGGUUCGGUAUUGAUCUCUCUAGCAAGGAAGUUGUUGUUGCCCCCAUCCCAGGCGAAGACAUCGCUGAGAGCUCCACUCCACUGCCGAAUGUGUUGCUACUCAACAACGAGGGUAUUCUUUGCUCUUGGUGGUUCUUAUAUUCGGAUGCGAUUCGACAGAAGGUCCUUUACCAGGGUAUGGCGGAUCAGACGCAGGCGCCAGCUCAGCCAACGUCGCAAGCUUCUCAGCCUCAAGCUUCACUCUUUGGACAAUCAGGUUUUGGUGGCUCAACGGCUCUGGGAUCAUCUGCGUUUGGCAGUUCCACUGCCCCGGGUUUCGGGAGCCCAUCUGCUCAAGCCGCUCCUCAACAGUCCUCUUUUGGUGCGCCAUCUUUCGCAUCACCGUCACAGCCUGGGCCCUCAUUUGGCACGAACAGCAUGCUGGGAGGUAAUAAGCCCCAGGGUGGUCUCGCCGCUUUGGCAAAGAACGAGCCUGGGUUUGGGUCAUCUGGCUUCGCCUCUCUGGGAGGAGGGUCUGGAUCCUUCGGUCAACCAUCGACGCCUGGAAAGGGACUCAGCUCUCUUGGGUUUGCACAGUCAGGUUCCGGCUCCGGAGGUGGCUUCGGAGCAUUUGCCAACAAAGCUGGCACAGGUGGGUUCGGUGCUUUCGCGUCGGCAAAGCCAGCAGGCGGAUCGCCAUUUGCGCAAACCUCCACUACGCAAACGUCCACUGAAAGUCCGUUCGCUAAGAUAUCCGGCACAUCGACCUUUGGCACAUCUCCCUUUGGCGCACAAAGUAGCACAGAGUCCGUGUUCGCCGCUGAGAAGACGAUCGGGUCGACAGGUACUUUCGGGCAGAGCUCUAGUCGUUUCGUGCUUGGAUCAACAUUCAAGCCGGAUGGUAGUGCUGCCAAUGAUCUUCCGAAGCCAGAUAAGCCUUCUGGAUUGUUCGGCUUCAGUGAGUCAAUGGAUGACAUGAUGACGUCCAGCAACAAGACCAGCCCGUCAACUGAGGAGAUGGACGACAUGGAGGACGAGAGCGCCACUCCGCAACAGAAAUCCGAGCCCAAGGAGGCGACCCCAUCCUUGUUCGGUGCACCCUCGGCGACCCCAACUUCCACACCGAAAUCGUUGUUUGACGCACCGUUGACAGCUACGAAUUCCGCACCGAAAGCGUUGUUUGGUGCACCCUCGGCGGCCCCAAAUUCCGCACCGAAAGCGUUGUUUGGUGCACCUUCGUCGACAACAAAUUCUGCACCCACAUCGACCUUUGGUUCUCAGAAGCCGGUCUUGAAUCCCUUCGGUCAACAAGCUAGCAAGCCUGGAUUCUCGCUGUUUGGUAAUACAACUCCUGCCAAGUCACCGUUAGCUUCCUUCUCAACGCCCGCGGACAGCACCACUCCAUCAAAAGAGGACGAUGCCCGUACGCCUAGCGCUACACCCCAGGGCGCACCCUUACCACCAGACCCUGUUAGCAAGGCAUCAUACGGGCCCGGUGAUACGUCUGCCUCGUCGAACGUCUCCAAGAGUUCUGUCGAUGACGCGCCUCUACCACCAGAUUUCACCUCAAACAAACCCGCUGCUAAGGGACCUGCAGUAGACGCACCUUUGCCACCAGACUUCUCGACUUUCAAGAAUGGAAAGAAGACAGACGAUAAAGAAGAGGCAGAACCCGAAGAGGCUCCAUUGCCUCCGGACUUUAGCAUUUCUAAGCCACGUAAAGGAUCUGAGGACGUUGCACCAGUCCCAGACGAAUCUGAUGGUGACGACUACGAAAGCGAGGAAGACGUCUCUGAAGAAGGCGAGAGCGAGGAGGGGGAAGAGUCAGACUUUGCUGACAGCGGAGAGGAUAUCACGCACGAUAUCAGCCAGUCUGAGUCCAAUGAGCCAAGUCCUAAGGCAUUCCCCGGACAUUUCAAGCCCGGCGCGAACCUCGCAGGCGGCCUGUUCUCCCCUGCUUCCAAGCCUGCCCCAGCACCUCAACCACAACCUUCAAGGUCAUUGUUCGGUGACCGGGGCAAUCCGACAUUCCCUGCGCUUCAGAACCGAGAGCUUCCUAGAUCGCCCAGUCCAGUACGAGGAGCCGCGCCAAGGAGCCUCUUCAAGGGCGACGGGAAGAAAUCUUUCGGUGUUACUCAAAGUCCGGGCAGCGCUCUCACUGCAAGGAAAGCCUCUCUUUCUGAACAUCAUAGACGCGAGAGCCAACUGAAGCCGAAGCCUUCUCGGAGGGAACCCUCGCAACAGGAGAUUCGCGCAAGACAGUUGGAAGAGGAGGCACAAGCUCUUUCCGACGACGAUGAGGAUGAGAGACUCCGUGCGGAUCUUGCACUACCUCUGGAACCUGUUCCUACACUCGAUCCUUUCUUGCCUCACCAAGACUAUGCUGGCGAGACGAGUAAACCUGGUAUUCCUGGCCAAAUUGAACGGCUGUACCGUGAUAUCAACUCUAUGGUGGAUACCUUGGGCAUUAAUGUUCGUUCGUUGUCUUCUUUCCUUCUCUAUCAAAAGACGUCCAAAGAUCCUCAGUGGGUCGACACGCUCAAGGAGGACAAUGCCUCCGACAUCCUGGACAAAGAAUUGGUUCUGUCUGAGAUUGAGAAAUUUGAUGACGCUGUCGUCAUGCUUGCUGCCUCUCUUGAACAGCAGCGCGUGCAGGGUGUGGAAGAGAAGCUCGAGAGUUGUCGGGAGCUUUUGAGUAAAGACAUUAUCACUCUUCGGGGUCAAUGUGCCAGUAUCCGCAAGACUCUCGAUGCUCACACCGACACAACCACAAUGCACUUCGCACCUCUUUCCGCAGAGCACGCCAACCUGCAGCAAGACCUGCGUUCGGCAUCCACCGAGAUUCAGGCGAAGCUAGCUGAUUUGGAAUCUGCCGUGACUCUUCUCCGCGCGAAGAUUGCCGACGUUCCCCCUCCUGGUGGCUCUCGGCAGGCGACAAGACGUCCCACAGUUGAGGCUGUCACCACUACCAUCCAAAAGAUGAUGGAGAUGGCCGAGACCAAGCGCACCGAUAUCGAUGUCCUGGAGGCUCAGCUCAAGAGACUAGGCAUUGACACAACCGCCCCUGCGGCCAGCCGGGAAGGGUCCCCAUUCGCGACGCCGAGGAAGAGCACCGGCCGAUUCCCCACUACGCCCGGAUCCCGUGGCUCAGUUGACGGGCCAUAUCAUACUCCCGAUUCGGCUAGCCGAGCCAUCAGCUUCCGAUCCAGCAUCAACGGGUCAGCUCGGGCUAGUCGACUCCGCAAUAUGGAGGCAGUCCAGGACCUGGUCAGCUCAGAGGAAACGGCGCAAUGGAAGGCCAAGGUGCAACGCAAACAGCAGAUUGUCGAGAGUCUGCGGAGCGCCAUUGGGGCAAAGAAGUCUCGAGUCCGGACGGUGAAUGAUUUGUAAAACUAGUGUUUUUGUUUCGCUUUCUUGUGUCUUGGGACAAUUCUGCUGAUGACUACUUACUAUGAAAGUCAUGUCGGAGAAAAACAGCGGGUCUUUUCUGGCGGGGUUUGUCUUUUCUUUUGUUUUUGUUGUUGGUCUACACAGGCAAAUGUGAAUGUUAGGUAGCGCGUCCCAUCUGUCUCCACUGUACAUAGGUCUCGAUUGUAAUGCUUGCACGUGCUUGUACGAG